AUGCAGAAUAUCAUAAUUCGUCAGUAUCGCUUUCUUGCAAAAUACCUGGAACCUGAAUUUUUUAAGGAACCUGCUCUUCGAAAUGCGAAUGCAAGACCCCGUGAAAAGCUUCAGCGAUUAUCUCAUGUACAAUUUAGUGAGCUCUUAACAGAUGUCGCCGAUGAAUUACAAAGAAGGAUUAAUAAUGAUCCAAAAGUUCCAUUUUUACCUCCUGUGGAAUCGUAUCACCCCAAACGAAACCAUGCCCGCCAGAAAUUGGCUAGUCUGGCUCCAUCGAGACUUCGAGACUUAUGUAUGGAUGUAUACUUCGAGGUGCAGGCUCGCUAUAGCAAUGCACUCAAAGAAGUUGAUACCACUCCUUCUAUAGCCCAGCCCAAUCGGACAACUUCACAUCCUCAGGUGCCUUCUCAAAAGAACCCUCCAGCAGUCCAUGGCUCAAAAAUCGAGGGGCCUUCCUCGUCUUCUUUGCAUCCAACUGAACGUAGAACUAUAAGUUCGCCAAAUGUAGUCCAUCCAAAAGCGGCAAGCCGUGAAGUACCGUCUUCAUCAUCCCAUGCUUUGCCAACGGUGCCGGAUGCUGUACCAAAGAGUUCUCCUCGUCGUGUACCCGAAGAUUCCCCAACCAAGUAUUUAGCUAAGAUUGAGAUGUUGGAGAAUAAUCUCGCGAAAUCAAAUUCUCUUUUGGAUGUUUCAAAAGCAGAAAUUGAGUCUCUGAAAACCAAAAUGAAUUCUGACGCUGUUCAUCAUAAAAGCAAAUUAUUCAAUAUGGAGGAGAAACUUCAUGAAACGUCGUUACAAAUCACCACUUUGAACGAAAAGCUAAAAGAAGCUCAAUUAACAAGAAGCGCUUCUCCUGGAGGUGUUGAUGGUGAGUUUGACAAAAGCUUAAAAAUGAUGCAAGGGCUCAUAUUGUCGGAGACAACAAAGGUGCAUCACAUAAAUGAAUUAGAAAGAUCUUUUGAAGCCCAAAAAGACGAAAUAGAACAUUGGAAACGAGUCGCUGUUAAUGCUAAAGCUUCUAAAAUUGAUGACGAUGUUCGCUUAUUUACAAUGAACACUGUUUCUAUGAAAACGGUUCGUGAAUUGUUGUCUCCAAAUGGUAUCGUAGACGAGCAACUGUACGUUCGCUAUUUUGUAGAGAUGAACGUAUUUGUAUCGUCUUUAAGAAAAGAUAAUCCUUCGCAGUGGAUGUUGACUGCUAAAGAUAUUGCCUUGACCCUUGAGGCUAUCGUUUCCGGUCUUCGAGAGGCAGUUCUCACGAAAGAGUUACUCGGUUUAGGUAGUAGUAUAGAUGAUAUAUGUACCUUCACCAAUAAUUUGAUGCAACAAGUUCGAGUUGCUGGUUCUAACGGUGCGUUCCCAAUAAGUCAUAUUGAUGCUUCUGCUUGUUCCAUUAGCGUUACUUUGUUGGAGAUUGUGAAAAAGUAUGGUCUGUUGGAUUCAGGUAAAUCUUCUGCUUCUUAUGCAAGAACCUCCCUGCAUCCCAUAGAUGAUUUAAAGAACCUUUCUGCUGCCAAGGCAAUACUCGCUGAUAAAACAAGGCGAUACAACGAGGUAAACCAACAUGUCUUGAAUGCUAUUAGUGAUGACAGAGCAACUUAUGAAGUGCAGCAACUUAUUCACAUUUUGACCAGCAUUAUCCGAGAUACUUUGUUUGACGUCUCUGCUCCUUUGGAAUUGAUGAGAGACCGUAACGCAUUUGGAAUUAUUCAUGUGUCUCUACAAGAAUUACGAAAAUGUUGCAUGCUACUGUGUGAUUAUGAGGAUCAUGAGCAGCCUUCCAAUACUACAAUUCCCCCGCUGACUGACCUUGCUUUUACUACGGCUAAAUGCUUCAAAAACAUUCUUCGAUCAAUUGAGGAUGCUGAGUUCACUGUUCAGAAAACCCAGUUUUCCAGUAAAUAA
Molecule: messenger RNA, 1905 nt
Organism: Schizosaccharomyces osmophilus
Lineage: Eukaryota; Fungi; Ascomycota; Schizosaccharomycetes; Schizosaccharomycetales; Schizosaccharomycetaceae
Gene: spa2
Product: Arf GAP, GTPase-activating protein Spa2
Exons: 3
Coding region: 1-1905 (634 amino acids)
Cellular component (GO): actomyosin contractile ring; cell cortex of growing cell tip
Molecular function (GO): MAP kinase scaffold activity
Source: RefSeq, a predicted model, not a curated record